ACUGUCAAGCCCAAGCCACUGAAGCUAGAGCCAAUCACGGAUGACACGUGGAAACUGGUAUCAAACGAACCUCACAGAGCGAAGAAAGCCGUAAUCUAUGUGGGCAAUUUGAACUCACAUAGCAGUGAAGAAAGUGUCAAGGAAUUCACUGAGCAACGCUCUGCAGCAGUAAACAAACCGGUGAAGGUUCACCAGUGCAGCAUACACACCACAGAAGAUGGGAAAGUGUCUGCCCGCUUGAUGAUCGAUGCGACUGACCUUGAAAUCGCCACUGCGCCAAACUUUUGGCCUCGCCCACUGUACGCGCGGGUUUGGCGCCACCGUGAGCGUCCGAAGGGGGACACCUUGUCCGGCUCACACAGUGACACUCUCAGUGAUGCUCCAAAGGGGGACACCUUGUCCGGCUCACACAGUGACGCUCUCUCCGAGUCCUCCGACACUCAAGCUCAAAGCUCCAAUUAGAUCCUUUCGGAUCCUGCUGACGAACACAUUUGGACUACUGAGUAAACUUGGUGACUUUCACCAUGCUGUACACGUUCACCAACCUGACAUUGCCAUUGUCACAGAGAGCAAGCUAACCCCUGAGAAGGCUACUGAUUCCGAACUGUCCUUGCCUGGGUACUACUCCCCACUGCGGAAGGAUCGAACAGCUCAUGGAGGAGGAGUUGCGGUUUGGGUUAAAGCCAGUCUGGCCCUCCGAGAACUCGAUGACAUCCAGGUCGGUAAUGAGGAGCUAAUCUGGCUGAGUGUCAGAACUGUGGAUAAGAAGUCAGUGGCUGUGUGUGCUGCAUAUCGCUCUGGCUCCUGCCACGACAAUGACAUCAGUACCCUUGAAGCCAUCAGUGCUGGCAUUGACCUGGCCCGUAAAUCUUGUCAAUAUGUGGUAUUGGCUGGAGAUUUUAACGUACACAACGUGGAUUGGCUCGGCAGCACCAAGACAACUCAUGCAGGUGUGUACACUGAAGACAUGUGUGCUUUUCACUGCUUGGAGCAGCACGUGCAUGAGCCCACCAGGGGCCUUAACCCACUCGACUUAAUAAUGACUGACCUACCGGGAGAUGCGACCGUCAAUACCUUAGCACCUCUGGGAAACUCUGACCAUGCCUGUGUCCUAGCUGACUUUCAUGUAAGUACAGCAGAGGAACCACCAGUGACCAGAACUGUCUGGCGUUACCAACGCGCAGACUGGGACAGACUCCGCCACUUCUUUAGAACAACAGAUUGGCAGUCCACUGUCAGUGAUGAUCCUGAUGCAAUGUGUAUGCACUUGACCCAGAAUAUUCUGGAAGGAAUGCGCCGAUACAUACCGUCUAAGCAGUUGUGCAUGAAACCAUCUAACCCCUCUUGGUGGACACCGGAAUGCACUGAGGCUGUAGCACAGAAACAAAGAGCAUGGAGGAGACUCUGCGCCGACCGGUCAAGUGCCCAGCUGCAAGCCCGUUACAAUGUCGCCAAGCACUCGGCUAACCAUUGCCUGGCAACUGCCAAGCAGGCAUUCACAGCAAGCCUGGCGCAGAAGUUAGCCUCUGGGUGUAUGGCGUCUGGUGAAUGGUGGCGAACCAUCAAGAAGGCCUCUGGCCACGGAAACAGCCCAUCCAUACCUACUCUCCGCAGCACCGAUGGUACGGAGCACGACACCAACCGCAGCAAAGCAGAGUGCAUGGCCGAACACUUCGCCAACAAAUGCAGUCUAGGGGCAGACGACCUAUCCGCUCCAUUUCCUUACGUCCGACCACGUACUGACCGCAACCUCUGCACCGUCCGGUUUCGCGAAACCACAGUCGAGCGAACUCUCCGCCAGCUCAACCCCACCAAGGCCACUGGUCCAGAUGGGAUACCUGCCCGCGUCUUGGAAGCUUGCGCUGCAGAAUUGGCACGGCCGCUUUCAAAACUAUUUACAUGCUGUCUUCGCUCCGGUAUCCAGCCACAACAGUGGAAGGUUGCAAACGUAGUUCCAGUCCACAAGCGCAAGUCUAAAUCGUCGCCAUCAAACUAUCGACCAGUGUCGUUACUGAGCAUCCUCUCCAAGGUCAUGGAGACCAUAGUCAACAGGGCAAUGAGCAACUUCAUGGAGACGAAUCACGUCCUGUCAGAACAGCAAUUUGGAUUCCGUCGCGGCCACAGUGCAGCAGACCUGCUGACUGCUCUCCACCACCAGUGGGUGCACACCGCCGGAGAUAAAGGAGCUUCUCGAGUGCUGGCCAUCGACAUUGCUGGAGCAUUUGACCGGGUGUCUCACACUGGUGUGUUGCACAAGGCUAGAGUGUAUGGCAUCUCGGGAGACCUGCAUCGGUGGCUCCAAGACUACCUCUGCAACCGCACACUUCAAGUCCUCAUCUCCGGCCAGACAUCAGCCAGACGCCCAGUUAAGGCUGGGGUGCCACAGGGCAGUAUCCUGGGGCCCACCUUAUUCUUGGUCUACGUCAACGACCUUGAAGACCACCUCCCAAUCGGCUCCAACCUUGCCUCAUUCGCCGAUGACACAACCCUAUACGCCGAAAUUGCAACGCUCGCUGCUGUUCCUGACAACGCUAGAGUACUCCAGGCUGCUGUCGACCUAGUAUCCAGUUGGGGCUCGGAUUGGAAAGUGCAGUUCGAGCCAGCCAAAUCUCAGGCCCUUACAAUUUCCCACCAUCGUCGGGACUGGCCAAUACCCCCCAUUGUCUUCAAUGGAACUCCUGUCGAGGAGCAGCCCUCCAUCAAAGUACUCGGCGUCACGUUUGACCAUCAGCUAAAAUUCAGCCAGCAUAUCCGAACUGUUGUAGUCCGAGCAACGCAGAGACUUGGAGCCUUGCGCAAGGCAUUUCACUUGCUGACUAUUCCUGCCCGGCUUCGAGCCUACAAAGCCUUUGUCCGGCCGGUUAUGGAGUACUGCCCAAUCGUCUGGAUGGGGGCAGCUCCUUCCCACUUGAAUCGGCUGGACUGGGUGCAGGAGCGAGCCAUCAAGGCAAUACAUCCGCAAUGCUGGCUUCCUAGCCUCAUAAUUCGCCGCACCAUCGCUGCCCUCUGCCUCCUGUAUAAAGCCCUUUGCGAUAAUUCUCCCGCUCUUCUCUCGAGAAUGGCUCCACCCCCGACACACCAACCCAGGACCACACGCCUCACCCGCCAGGCUGUACGACUGUCCACCGCGCAUCCCCAUCAGUUACAGAAUGUUCUUCCUGCCAAUUCCCGGAACAAUGUGAGCCGAGCCUUUCCCCACUCCGUCAUCCCAAUUUGGAACCAGCUGCCUACCUCUAUCAUUCCCCACCCAUUUCACCCAAAGAACAUCCAAAAGUUCAAGACAGCAGCUUAUCACCAUCUCCUCAGAACGAACUGGCACUGGGCCACUCAUAGCAUACGCGAGACCACCAUCGACAAAUACGACAUUGAUUGUGAACACAGUGGCACCAUCAUCAACUCUCUUGCCAGGCAAUGCCGAAAACUAGUGGAGAACACUAUCUGCUCGACAGAUGAGCUGAUACAGCUUACUCCUGAAGAAAGCAAGGAAGUGAUCCUGAGCGACUGCCUCAGAGACUAUCAAGUCCCUGCAUUGCCUGAGAACAAGCCACUACUGGGCGUUACACCCAGCGCCGAUGGUAGAGGUGUGAGAGCUGGCUCGCCAGAAGGCGAUAUCCAUAGUGUGGGUGUGAUAUAUCUAAGUAAUGAUCCGCACGCGCAACAGCAACACCAGCAUCAUCACAUAGUGCGGAGAAGCUCCACACCUCUACUGCUCCCACAGGGCAACAUUGGUGUCUCCCUGGCACCAUUGAUCACAGCCAGUAUUGCUGAGAACGCACAGCCCGGCACAUUUGUCACGCAGAUCUACGCAGUGUCAUCGUCACCACUGCAGUAUCGCAUCACAGCUGGCGAUAGCACCGGACAGUUUGUCAUCAACGCAACCGGAGCUUUGUACCUAGCAAAACCACUGGACUUUGAGGCAAGACAGCAGUACAGCCUAGCCAUUGCUAUCAUCCCGCAAGUAGGUUCAUCGCAGAGCGCCAUGACAAGCGUGAUCGUCUACAUCCGAGAUUCCAAUGAAUAUGCACCCCGGUUUGUAUAUCCGAUGGGAAUGACUUACUACCAAGCAACACUCACCCUUGGCAACAACAUUCAAAUGGCUGGCAAGAGGAUUGUAACAGUGACGGCUACGGAUGAUGACCAGUCUGCUACCAUUGUCUAUUCCAUCACUGCUGGUAACUACUUAGACCAUUUUGAGAUUGCACAAGACGGUGCUGUUCUGACAACAGCACAGUUUACCAGCAGCCAUGAUCAACGAUACGAGCUGACGGUAACAGCAACAGACAGCAGCAGCUCGGUCACUACCAAGUCCACCAUGGCACGUUUGCAGAUCACCGUGCUGGAAAGUUCCAAUGAUCAGCUGGUGUUCAUUCCAGGCUACUAUACAGCUAGAGUGGCCGAGCAUAGCAGUGCUGUGCGCAGCCUUCUACAGGUGUACACUGUGAAUAGAGCACUGUCUGCGCUGCACGGUGUUGCCUACACACUGACCAGUGGCAAUGAUAACAACAUGUUCAGCAUGGACAGGAGCACCGGUGUCCUAGGCGCGGCGGCCAAUUUCGACCGCGAGAAGACGCCAACAUACCGGCUUACAGUCAUGGCACAGUACGGCAAUGUCAGCAAUGUCACCACGGUUACAGUAACCGUGGACGACAUCAAUGAUAGCCCGAGCUGGACCGGCGGCCACAGGACUUUCACUGUGAACACAUUCAACCAGUCCCUGAAAGCAGGGCCCCUGGGCACUGUCAAUGUCAUCGAUGCUGACAGCGUGCAUGCUUUCAAAUGCACAACACUCACCAACAACAAUCCAACCGUUCUGGCUGUGAGUCCGGCAUGCGAGGUCAGUCUUAUGCAGAGCAAUCCCUCUGCAGGCACCAUCCAUUCCACAGUGAGCGUUAGUGAUGGUACGCAGCCACCGGUCAACAGCACUCUACAAUUACAUGUCGUUUCGGUCCCUGCGGCAGCGGUGGCUAACAGCCUGACUUUCAGUGUUGCAGGCAAUGCAAACACAUUGCUGCAGAAGUUUCACAUCAAUGGCUUUGUCAGUGCAGUGCAGCAAGCCACAGGUGCUCUCUACAAUGACAUAUAUCUACUGGCAAUACAGCAAUCAGCGCGGGUAACAGGGCGUACAGACAUCACGGUAGCUGUUAGCGCAGGCCAUCACAGCAGCUUCCUAAGCCAACAGCAACUGGUGCUGAGCAUUAGUCGCAAUCGCAGCACCAUAGAGCAGCAGCUGGGCACCUCACUGACUAAUCUACCCGUUGACCAAUGUAGCACUGCACCGUGCAAGAACUACGCCACAUGUGAGCCAGUCUCUACCGUGACCAGCGCUGAAACAUCGACAGUUUCUCCAUCGGAAGUGUUUUUCUCCGUCCCAAUAAAGCACGGUUACAAGUGUAUCUGCAUGCCGGGCACUACUGGCCAGCAUUGUGAGCUCAGUGUUGAUGCCUGCUACUCCCAGCCAUGCCCUAGUGGCACCACAUGUACGCUGUCACUAGCUAACACAUUGGACUAUCUCUGCAUGGGUAGUACAGAGAGUACAGCUGACGGCAGCACCGCUUCAAAUAACACCGUGAAGCUAAGCAGCAUGGCCACCUGCCCGUGUCUCAACAAUGGUUCGUGCCACGUCAACACACAGUUCUCCGCAGCACAGCAGUGCGUAUGUCCAGAGUUUUAUCAUGGCACCGCCUGCGGUCAAAGUACGCUCACUGCAGUUCAAGACCCGUGCACGGCCCAGCCGUGUCAAAACGGAGCGCGGUGCACCUCCGGCCGAGGAGCAUACACAUGCUCAUGCCUGAUCGGGUUUCAAGGCCAACAGUGCCAGACAGCGACAUUGGUGCUUGACAAUGCGUGUUCUUCUAAUCCAUGUUAUCACGGCUCUACAUGUGUGCCAGGCAGUGGUAGUGCAGCACCGUACACGUGCCUCUGUGCGGCUGGUUUCACCGGAGAACAGUGCACGUGGCCCAUCAGUGCAUGCAGCUCACAGCCAUGCCGCAAUGGUGCUGCAUGCUAUGACAGCACCUCGGCAACGGCUGGAUACGUAUGUGACUGCUUGCCAGGCUUCCACGGCAGUACGUGUGAACAACAGUUGGAUUCAUGCCGCAGCAGUCCAUGUCAGAAUGCGGGGCAGUGCGUACGCACAGCCCAAGGCUACACGUGCAAAUGCAGUGAUCUCUUCUACGGCACUACCUGCCAGUACUCUACAUUCCCGAACCUGUGCAACAUGCACACUGUGUCGUGCGCCAAUGCCGCAAACUGUACACAGAGCUCCACAGCCACUAGCUGUAAGUGCACUGCACAACACCAGGGUCCAAUGUGUGCGAGUGCAGCCAGUCCAGCAGCCAGCCAGUCACCAUGCGACGGCAACCCGUGUCAACACGGUGCAACAUGCCAGCCACUUGCCAUCUCAGCAGGGUCGGGGUUCACUUGCAUUUGUGCGGCUGGAUUCACAGGCAACCUGUGCUCAGUGAACAUUGACGAAUGUCAAAGUAACCCAUGUUCAAACUACUCAACGUGUUAUGAUGCCGUCAAUGGCUAUGUGUGCAAGUGUGCCGUCGGUCUCCAUGGCUACCACUGCACACUGCCAUGCCCGGCAGGUACCACUGGUGAGGACUGCACACAAGCACAUUACGCGUGUCGACCGGGACUGUGCGUGAACGGUGCAUCGUGCGUAGAGGAUGUCAGCGCUGCUCUGGGGUACAGAUGUGUGUGCUCGGCACACAACAGCGGUGACAACUGUGAGCUGACGCCGACCUGUGCCACACUGCCCUGUAAGAACGGCGGAACGUGUAGCACGAAUCCCAACGGCUUAGGCUACUGGUGUAUGUGCCCAGCACAGUAUCAAGGAAGAAACUGCCAGCUCACAACCAUCUCAAGCAUUGGCACAGGAUUCCGAGCAUUACCAGCCAGGCGGCUAGGUGCUAGAGAUCAGAUAGCAUUCCACUUUAGAACCACUACCCAGAACGGCUUGCUGUACUUCAACACACAGCUACACGGACAGGAUACGAU
Messenger RNA from Sycon ciliatum, 7002 nucleotides. RefSeq lists its product as uncharacterized. The annotation marks the transcript as partial. The transcript has 3 exons. Lineage: Eukaryota; Metazoa; Porifera; Calcarea; Leucosolenida; Sycettidae. Gene Ontology annotation, molecular function: calcium ion binding; catalytic activity; Notch binding. Gene Ontology annotation, cellular component: membrane. The record is from RefSeq and is a predicted model, not a curated record. Gene Ontology annotation, biological process: homophilic cell-cell adhesion.